GCUAUUUUUAUGAUUCCCACAAAUCCACCACCAACAUUCAGGAAGCCAGAACUUUGGUCUGAUGAUUUCACCGAUUUUGUUAAAAAGUGCUUAGUGAAGAAUCCUGAACAGAGAGCUACUGCAACACAACUUUUACAGCAUCCUUUUAUCAAGAAUGCAAAACCUGUGUCAAUUUUAAGAGAUCUGAUCACAGAAGCUAUGGAGAUCAAGGCUAAAAGACAUGAAGAACAGCAGCGAGAGUUGGAAGAGGAGGAAGAAAAUUCGGAUGAAGAUGAGCUGGAUUCCCACACCAUGGUGAAGACUAGUUCGGAAAGCGUGGGCACGAUGAGGGCCACAAGCACGAUGAGCGAAGGGGCCCAGACGAUGAUUGAACAUAACAGCACAAUGUUAGAGUCUGAUUUGGGGACCAUGGUUAUAAACAGUGAGGAUGAGGAAGAAGAAGAUGGAACUAUGAAAAGAAAUGCAACUUCACCACAAGUACAAAGACCAUCUUUCAUGGAUUACUUUGAUAAGCAGGACUUCAAGAAUAAGAGUCAUGAAAACUGUAAUCAGAACAUGCAUGAAUCCUUCCCUAUGUCCAAAAAUGUUUUUCCUGAUAACUGGAAGGUUCCUCAAGAUGGAGACUUUGAUUUUUUAAAAAAUCUAAGUUUAGAAGAACUACAGAUGCGGUUAAAAGCACUGGACCCCAUGAUGGAGCGAGAAAUAGAAGAACUUCGUCAAAGAUACACUGCAAAAAGACAGCCCAUUCUGGAUGCGAUGGAUGCAAAGAAAAGAAGGCAGCAAAACUUUUGAGUCUAAUUUCUUCUCUGUUUAUUUUUAUAGCUAUUCUGGAGACCAAGAAACCACUAGAAAUUGAAGAAAUAUUAUGUUGUUUUUUUUUUUUAAUCCUAAGAUUUAUGCUGUACAACUAGGCAAAGGCAGAAUUUACAAUCGUAUCCACUAUGUUUUCACUUUUAAAUGAUGAGAACAACAGAAAUGUAUUUCUCUUUUUCUGUCAACCACAUACCAGCAAUAAAACUGUUAUAAAAUGAAGGCAGUGUUUAGAGACCUUGAAAAUCCAAAGCUAUUGUUUAAUUGUACAGCACUGAAGGGCUUUAUGUUAUAAUAUUCUUUAUUCCUACCUAGUAGCCUAUUUAUUGUAUCCCCUUAGGUAAACUUAUUUAUUUAUGCUAUUUCACUUUGUUUUGUUUUUUAAAGAGACAAUCAGGAUAGCUUUGGUGAAGGUAGGGUCAUGUUAAUAGAUGAUAAUGUACAACCAAAUUCUACUUUAAGCAGGGAGCUACGGGAUACAUUCCUUGAUUUCCAGGACAGUUUUCCAGUAGAAGCAAAGCAAUAAUAACAGUAGUACCCAGAUGGGCUAGGCAUUUUUUACAUUGAAGCAAUAAUUCCAUUUUUACCUUUUGAAAUUGUGUUUAAUUUUUGAUUUUUGAUGCUUGGUACAAAUAGAACUGUAUAUAUUUAGGUCAAACAGAGCUAAAAUGUUUCAAACCAAAGAAAUCCAUGAAAGCCUUGCACAAAAAAGUGUGGUAAAUAUUUUUAAAGAAGUGAAACCUUAAGACAAAUGUAAUUUGUUGAUAUUGUUUCAUGUUUCAUGUAUAGGUCUGAAGCUAAACUGAAGCAAACUGUAAUAAGCUCAUCAAAUCUAUUUCUGUGAAAAUGUGCUCUAUUCUCACAGGACUUAUUUUGUUGAUUUCAUUCAUUUCUUGGGAAUUGGUUAACAUCAUGUGCCUGAUAUUAACAAAAUAGCAAAAAUAUUUGUAGUGAACUGUGCAAGCCUUGGAGACGGGGGGG
This is a messenger RNA of Galeopterus variegatus (Sunda flying lemur), 1791 nucleotides long. RefSeq names its product serine/threonine kinase 3 (gene STK3). Gene Ontology annotation, cellular component: cytoplasm. The annotation marks the transcript as partial. The record is from RefSeq and is a predicted model, not a curated record. Lineage: Eukaryota; Metazoa; Chordata; Mammalia; Dermoptera; Cynocephalidae. Gene Ontology annotation, biological process: protein phosphorylation; intracellular signal transduction; regulation of MAPK cascade. Gene Ontology annotation, molecular function: protein serine/threonine kinase activity; ATP binding. The transcript has 5 exons.